CCUGCACCGCAGCUCCCGGUCACCGUGGGGCUCUCGGAGCCGCUCGGUGCCGUGGCUGCUUUCUGGGGGGCUCUGCGGGUUGGGGACGGCGCCCAUUGGACACAAGCGUGCCACCAAUAGGAACCCGCUCCCCGAUGUCAGUGGGACCCCAUCGUGCCACCAAAAGGGGACUCUCCGAAACCAGUGGGAUCCAAGGUAGACCCGAUCUCCAGUGCCAGUAGGACCCAGUCACACCACCAAUGGGGACCCGAUUCCCAGUGCCAGUGGGACCCAAUCAUAGCACCGAGGGUGACCCGCUCCCUAGUACCAAUGAGAAGCUGUUUCUGGUGCCAGUAGGACCCAGUCACGCCACCAACGGGACCCUCUCCGCAGCUCCCAGCCCAUCCCGGCAUCAGGCACGCAGCCAGCCUGCACCAGGCAGCACGUGGUGCCGUUCCGCCCGGGCUCGGUGCGCUUCGGGGCCCCGAGGCGUCCCGGCACAGACCGGCAGAGCCGGUGGAACACGCAGCGGGGCGGGGACGGAGCUGGCAGAGCCCCCGAGCAUCCCGCAGGGCUCACGGGUGCUUUGUGGGGUCGGUGCUGGGAGCCCCUUCUCCUCCAGCAGCCGAAGCUGGAGCUGAACCCAACCGAGCCACGGGGUGAACUUUAACUCUUUGGCACGCUGGAGGGGAAGCGGCACAUCCUGCUGCACCUGUGCACGGGAGGACUUUGCCUGCUAGGUGUUGUGUCCCGGAGCCGCGCUGGCGUCCCCUCUGCCCUCCUUGGACACGAACCAGGGCUGAGAUCGUGCCCCGGAUCACGGUGGCCCCUGCUCUUUGACCAUAAGCUGUAGGGAGCAGAGGGAUGGGCAGGUGGGAUCAGGGUGUCCCUCUGGGAGCGUUUCCCUGGCCCCGUGAUCUCCAAUUGGAGAGGGGCUGGGUGUGCUGCUGCUAUUUACAGGGAGGGCUUUUGCUGACGGGCACUUAUAUAAACGCUUCCGCUCUGAGCACGAUCCCAGGGUCUGUGCGUGUCCCCAUCCCCGUGUGUUUAUGGCCCACGUGUGGGGUGGAAGGAGCUCGAGGAGCUCUGUGGGGCCAUGCGUGGGGCGAGGGAGGAGGGAAACCAACGGGGUUUUGUACCGUGACCAUAAGUGCCCUACAGCGCCCUCACCUACCGUGGGUUUGCCACUGUCCCUGGGUGCCCCCUCAUCCCUGUGCCCUCACUGGUGACACGGUUGGGUCCCGCUGACACCGCAGAGAAGGUCCCCAUUAAUGUACGUGCUCUGCCCUGUGGGGUCCCCCAGAGCAAUGCGGUGGGGGCAGCGUCCCAGGGCCGGGGGUGCUCCGUGGGAUACAAACACCCAGCGAGGCUGCGGCUGUCCCGAGCUGGGCCCCCCUCCAUGCACGGGGGGGUGUGGGGUGCCGGCAUCUCUGUGGGACGUCGGGACGUGCAGUGAAGGAGUUAACGCCGCCUGACCUGGAGUAACCCUCGGCUGGGUGCCCGCGAGUGACCCGCUGUGCUCACCUUGGGGCUGCCUGGGGGCGGCCGGCGGGCGCGCGGGCAGCGAUUGGCGGAGUCGCAUCACCCCACGGCCGGCUCUGCUCCAGGCCUGGCGCGGGCGGCAGCGGGGAGGAGGCGAGAAAAAUGGUUUGAAAAUAGCCUGCCGCCUUCGGCACACGGCUGAGCCGCCGCCAUGGGGGAUCUCAUGGGCUGCGUGCUGCCAGAUAGCCCCGCUCCUCCUCCUGCUCUCCCCGACAUGCUGCAGCUGAUCAACACACCGGACAAUGACUUUUCGGGGCUGUUCGAUGUGCCGUUUUCUGCCCCUGACAGCACAGUGUCCCCGGGGCUCCCCCCAGCCCCCACCAGUUACCUGGGGCCCAGCAAGCCAUCACCCACUGGCAAUGUGUUCCCAGCCCCCCCCGUGCUGUCAACGUUCACCCCACAGUCCCCCACCCCACUCCUACCAGCCCCCGGACCUCCAGCAGCACCGGGGGUGAAGGAGGAACCUGUGGCCGUGCCCAGCAGCCAGCCCCAGCCCAGCGUAAUGCUGGCCUCCAGCUUCGUUCCCGCAUCCCCUGGGCAGUUCAGCUCCCAGCCCAUGGUGGGCUUCCAGAGCCAGCACAGCUUCCCUGCUGUGCAGCCUGGGGGGGCUGCGCAGAGCCCCCUGCCCACCCCACAGCCAGCCCAGCCAGUGGCACUGCCUGGCCCCGUGCAGAGCGUGGCACCGCAGCAGCUCCUGGCACCCGGCCCCGCUGCCACCACCCAGCCCGUGUCACCCCAGAUCCAGCCAGUGCCGGUGCUGCUGCAGCCCCACUUCAUCAAGGCAGAUUCCCUGCUGCUGACAGCUGUCAAGACAGAUGCUGGCAGUGCCAAGACUUCCUCCAUCACCUCUUUGGCCACCAGCAGCACCGCGGCUCCACUGCAGGUGCCGGCUCUGGUGAGUGGGGGCACCAUCCUGGCCACGGUGCCGCUGGUGGUGGACGCUGAGAAGCUGCCCAUCAACCGGCUGGCGCCCAGCGGGAAGGCAGCGCUGCUGCAGAGCAAAGGGGAGAAGAGGACGGCGCACAACGCCAUCGAGAAGCGCUACCGCUCCUCCAUCAACGACAAGAUCGUGGAGCUGAAGGACCUGGUGGUGGGCACCGAGGCCAAGCUCAACAAGUCGGCGAUCCUGAGGAAGGCCAUCGAGUACAUCCGCUUCCUGCAGCAGAGCAACCAGAAGCUGAAGCAGGAGAACCUCAGCCUGAAGAUGGCCAUGCAGAAAAGCAAGUCCCUCAAGGACCUGGUGGCCUCCUGCGGUGCCGGCCCCAAGGCGGAGGCGCCCAUGGAGGUGGCGAAGGCGGAGGUGAUGGAGAUGCUGACCCCGCCGCCCUCGGAUGUGGGCUCCCCAUCCCGCGGCAGCCCGCUCUCGCUCAGCGGGGGCAGCAGCAACAGCAGCAGUGACUCGGAGCCUGACAGCCCCCUCUGCAACCACAGCAAGGUGAAGCAGGAGCAUCCACCACCCUCACCUGGCAGUCAGGGCAUGCUGGACCGCUCCCGAAUGGCCCUCUGUGCCUUCGUCUUCCUCUGCCUCUCCUUUAACCCCCUGGCCUCUCUGCUCCGUGGCUCCAGUACUCCGGCACCAUCUGGGAACCUGGGUACUGCUGGUCCUGGAAGAAGCAUCAUGGCUGAGUCUGGCACUGCAGAGGAGCCGUGGGGAUGGUCGCAGUGGCUGUGGCCCACGCUGGUGUUCUGGGGGCUGAACGUGGCUCUGGUGCUGGGAGCGGUGGUGCGGCUCUUUGUCUAUGGGGAGCCGGUCACCCCUCCGCACUCCGAAUCCUCUGUCCUCUUCUGGCGGCACCGUCGGCAGGCAGACCUGGACCUGGACCGGGGGGAUUUCGCACAGGGCGCCCAGCACCUCCGCACGGCGCUGGGGGCCCUGGGCCGCCCGCUGCCCGCCUCCCACGGGGACCUGGCCUGCAGCCUGCUGUGGAGCCUGCUCCGCCACCUGCUCCAGCGCCUCUGGGUGGGCCGCUGGCUGGCUGCCCGCGCUGGGGGGCUGCGCCCAGAUCCCCCGCCCCGCGCCCACGUCCGACAGAGCGCCCGCAACGCAGCCAUGGCCUACCACCGCCUGCACCAGCUGCACCUGGCUGGGAAGCAGGCUGGGGGGCACCUGCUGGCCAUCAACCUGGCACUCAGUGCCGUCAACUUGGCUGAGUGCGCCGGUGACGCCGUCUCGGUGGCUGCGCUGGCUGAGAUCUACGUGGCGGCCGCGCUGCGCAUCAAGGCCAGCCUGCAUCGCUGCUUCCAUUUCCUGGCUCGCCCCUUCCUCUGCAGUGCCCGCCGUGUGGCCCUGUCCCAUGGUGGGGCUGUGCCCCCCGCCAUGCAGUGGCUCUGCCACCCGUUGGGUCACCGCUUCUUCGUGGACGGGGACUGGGCCGUCAAGGGCGUCCCGAGAGAAACCAUCUACAGCUCCGCCGGUGACCCAGUGGACCCGUUGGCGCAGGUGACCCAGCUCUUCCGUGAGCACCUCCUGGAGAAGGCGCUGUACUGCGUGGCCGUGCCCGAACCUGGCCGUCCUGCUGCCCAGGGAGAGGGGCGCUUUUCGGAUGCGCUGGAGUACCUUCAGCUGCUCAAUGGCUGCUCCCAUGCCAGCAGCAUGCCCGGCCCCACACCUUCCAUCAGCUCUGGCCUGGCGGCAGUGACAGGUGAGGCCAACAUCCCACACCUCGGGGGCUUCCCCCUCAGAACCUGCUCCAUCCCGUUGGGUUGGAUGGUCUUCAGAAGUCCCUUCCAACAAACCCGUAAGGUUCUGUGCUUCUGUCCCUCCCAUCCCACAGGCACCGACCCUGUGUCCAAGUGGUGGGCGUCUCUCAUCAGCACGGUCAUUCACUGGCUGAAGGGUGAUGAGGAGGGGGCUGAGCGGCUCUACCCGCUGGUGGAAGCCAUGCCCCGGGCACUGCAGAGCUCUGAGAAGCCCCUUCCUCGUGCUGCACUGCACUCCUUCAAGGCGGUCCGGGCCAUGCUGAACAAACAGGACGGCAGCCAGGCCAGCCUGAACCACUGUGAGAAGGCCAGCAGCUGCCUGCGGGAGAGCCUGGAGCUCUGCAGCCCCCCCAAGUGCACCAUCGACAAGGCGGUGCAGCUUCUACUGUGCGACCUGCUCCUGGUCACCCGCACCAACCUGUGGCAGCAGCAGAUGAGUGCCAGCCAGCAGCUGCGUGGCACCUACCAGGCAUCUGCUCUGGAGCUCCGCGGCUUCCAGCAGGACCUCAGCAGCCUGCGGCGCCUGGCACAGACCCUGCGGCCUGCCAUGCGAAGGGUGUUCCUGCAUGAAGCCACCGCCAGGCUGAUGGCCCGUGCCAGUCCCACUCGCACCCACCAGCUGCUGGACCGCAGCCUGCGGAGGAGAGGGGUGCAGGGCAGCAAGGCAGCCGGCGAGCCGGAGAGCCACCCCACGCCGCGGGAGCACGCCGAAGCACUGCUGCUGGCCUGCUGCUACCUGCCCCCCAGCUUCCUCUCGGCCCCUGGGCAGCGUGUGGGGAUGUUGGCUGAGGCCGCCCGUACGCUGGAGAAGCUGGGGGACAGGCGGACGCUGCACGACUGCCAGCAGAUGAUCAUCAAGCUGGGCAGCGGCACCACCGUCACCUCGGGUUAGCGGGGGGAUGUGGGCACGUGCCACCUGCCCCCCCCUCGUGCCAUACGCGUGGUGGGGACGCGCGUGUCUCAGUGUCCCCCUCUCUAUGAGAUGGUGUCAGGGUGCAGUUCUUAAGGUGACGGAUGGGAGCGGCGGGGUGACGUCCCGUGUCGCCAUCCGCUGUGGGUGUUGGGGGCACAUCCCAGCGUGGGCACCCUGCUGGCUGUCCCGGUGGCCGGCGCAGUUGGGUGACGGGACGUGGGGACCUCUAGUGACAUUGUCACAGUAUUGCACGGCACUGGGGUUCCUCCUCCCAGUGCCCGCCACCCCCCUGCAAAACCCCAGCGUAAGGCUGGGGCCUUCCUCACCCCGGUCUGCUGCGUGUCCCUGCUCCUCCCCGUGGGUCCCACAGCACCGGGUUGGGGGGGAGGACGCACCUCAGCACUGUCCCCACUAGGGGAGAGCGGGACGGUUUGCCCCGCGGUGGCAGCUAAGAUGGCACCAUAAGGUGCCCGUGGUAGGAAAGAGGGGCCCCCCCUGCCCUCCCCCAGCACUGCCCCUUCCCCCCAUUAGGAGCUGUGCCCCCCCUGCAGCCCCAACCCCACACGCUUUGGGAGAAGGGGUGGCUCUGGGUUGGGAUGUGGACUGGUGGGUGCCCCCAUCCCCUUGCUGUGCCCCUACUUUGUAUAUAGCUCCCUGCUGUGCCCCACUUCACCCUUAUCCCCCACCCACUUCCCCCUUGCCUUUUUAAACGGUAUUUUCAUAGUUGCAGAGUUUUGUACAGUGAAUUAAAGCCAAUUAUUUAUACUGUCGUGUGCUGGACUGGGGGUGCAGGGUCUGACACACGGAGGGGGGCACAGAGCAUAACCUAAGGGUCCUGCCUUCUCCUCAGCGUGAGGCUACACAGGAUGGGGGGGGUCAAGGGUGGCAGGGAUGGGGACACUGGCUGCCAGAGGGACCCCAAAUGCACCCUCCAUUCACAAGACCUCCCCAUGCACCUCAACCCCACGUUUGUGUCCCCGAGCCCAAGCUCACAAUGAGACCUUUGGUCGUGGGGACAAAGGGACGCUUGGCCAUCCGCCCGCAGGAGGAACACAGGCCACGAGCAGGGCGCAGAGUACUUCCAAAACAAUCGUUGUAUCUUUAUUGACGCUCUGAAUGCAAUGACCUGUUUUUUACUCUUAAGGAAAAUAAACAUCUUUUAGAAACA
Tympanuchus pallidicinctus (lesser prairie-chicken) is the source of this 6302-nucleotide messenger RNA. RefSeq names its product sterol regulatory element binding transcription factor 1 (gene SREBF1). Gene Ontology annotation, biological process: regulation of transcription by RNA polymerase II. Gene Ontology annotation, cellular component: nucleus. Gene Ontology annotation, molecular function: protein dimerization activity; DNA-binding transcription factor activity, RNA polymerase II-specific; RNA polymerase II cis-regulatory region sequence-specific DNA binding. Bases 1673 to 5113 code for a protein of 1146 amino acids. The transcript has 18 exons. NCBI's taxonomy places the organism in Eukaryota, Metazoa, Chordata, Aves, Galliformes, Phasianidae. The record is from RefSeq and is a predicted model, not a curated record.